Molecule: messenger RNA, 2325 nt
Organism: Rhodamnia argentea
Lineage: Eukaryota; Viridiplantae; Streptophyta; Magnoliopsida; Myrtales; Myrtaceae
Product: probable leucine-rich repeat receptor-like protein kinase At1g35710
Exons: 2
Coding region: 1-2325 (774 amino acids)
Biological process (GO): protein phosphorylation
Molecular function (GO): protein binding; protein kinase activity; ATP binding
Source: RefSeq, a predicted model, not a curated record
AUGAAGAUAUUCCAUUGGAUUUGCUUGAAUCCUGUCAGCGAACCUGGUAGCCAGCUGAUGACCGUAGCAGCCACAUGGAUGGUUAUUGCGGUAGCUCUCUCCCACAACUUCCAUGCCCUCGCCACCGAAACAGAGGCAGAUGCUCUUCUUCGCAGCGGAUGGUGGCCUCACCACGUUACAAGCAACACUUCCUUGUCGCAAUGCGAGUGGCGCGGCAUUUCGUGCGACCAUUCUGGUAGCGUCACCGAAAUAAACUUGCCACUAGGACGCUGCUACGGCUGCUCGACUGGAAGUAAUUUGGGCAGCAUGGAUUUCUCUCUCCUCCCGAAUCUCGCCUUUCUUGGGCUGUCUUAUAACUGCUUCUGCGGUAUCAUUCCCCUCCAAAUAUGUGCACUCCCAAAGCUCAGGCACCUCAACUUGUCCCGCAAUUACCUAACUGGUGAGUUACCUAUUUGUCUCCAAAACCUCACCAUGCUAGAAGUCAUUGAUAUUCGGAGUAAUAAUAUCUAUAGUCCCAUCCCUCCUGAAUUGGGAAAUCUGAAGAAGCUAUGGUACCUAGAUCUCAGUUUCAAUGCGCUUCUUGGCCCUAUCCCUCCGACUCUUUGUCUCUUGUCUAAUUUGAUGCAUCUCGAUUUGGGGAGAAACCUUUUGAGUGGCUCUAUUCCUCUGGAAAUAGGGAAGUUGACAAACUUAGCGUAUCUGAGCAUGGAAGGUAACGAAUUCAGUGGAUCUAUCCCGUCAACAAUAGGUAAUUUGAAGAGCCUGGUUGCGUUGCGGCUGCGCUCAAACUCCUUCACUAGCCCUAUUCCUUCAUCUCUAGCACAUUUAACUAGCUUGAGGGUUCUAGAUUUUGGUAACAAUGAAUUCGACAGUGCUAUUCCGUCAAAAUUAGGAAAUUUGAAGAGUCUCACUCAUCUCGAUUUGUGCUAUAACUACUUCUCUGGAAAAAUCCCUCAUGAACUUGGGACUUUGGUCAUGUUAAGCUAUCUCAAUCUUCAGCACAAUUUUCUUCACGGUUCAAUUCCCAAUUUCGAAAAGCUUUUCAACUUGACGUACAUCAACUUGUCGGGCAAUCGUCUCACGGGAAAAAUUCCAAGUAGUCUGUUGAAUGUCAGUGAAAGUGAUAUCCACGACAAUGAAGGUUUGCGAGGGAUUGAUGGACCUACAAGAACGUCUAGGGGUAUGCGAAUGGCGGUAUUUAUACCACUGAUGGCUAUGUCAUUCGUUUCCUGUUUGGUUCUUGGGUCUUGCUUCAUAUUUCGACGUAGAGUGAAGAGCAUGCAAUCAGAGACAAUAGAAAAAAAUGGAGAUUUUUUGUCAAUCUGGAAUUAUGAUGGGAGAAUUGCAUAUGAAGACAUAAUCAAUGCAACAGAAGAUUUUGACAUUAAAUAUUGCGUUGGGACCGGCGGUUACAGUAGUGUCUAUAGAGCACAAUUGCCCAAUGGGAAAGUCGUGGCAUUGAAGAAACUUCACCGUCUUGAAGCAGAGGACCCAUCAUUUGACAAGAGCUUCCGGAACGAAGUGACACACUUGACUGAAGUACGACAUAGAAGCAUAAUUAAGCUCCAUGGUUUUUGCUUACACAAGCGGUGCAUGUUCUUGGUUUAUGAAUACAUGGAAAGGGGGAGUCUAUUUUGUGCUUUGAGAGAUGAAGUUGAAGCGGUGGAGCUAGACUGGUCUAAAAGACUCAAUAUUGUUUGGGAUAUGGCACAUGCCUUGUCUUACCUGCAUCACGAUUGCGCUCGACCAAUUAUUCAUCGAGACAUAUCUAGCAACAACAUUUUGCUCGAUAACAAAAUGCAGGCUUUCCUAUCAGAUUUCGGUACGGCAAGACUCUUAGAACCUAAUUUCUCAUCGAAUCUCACUGCAAAUAUCUCGGGCACUCGUGGAUAUAUAGCACCGGAGCUCGCUUACACUUUGGUCAUCAAUGAGAAGUGCGACGUAUACAGCUUUGGAGUGGUAGCAAUGGAAACAAUCAUGGGUGAGCAUCCGGCCGAUAUCAUCUUGAUAUUGUCGACGCUCUUUAGAGAAGAUAUUAUGCUACAUCAGAUAUUAGACCCACGCUUGCCAAUCCCAAGAGAGAAUUCUACCACAAGAAAUAUCGUUUUGGUAGUUUCUCUAGCACUUGCUUGCUUAAGUAGCGAUCCAAAGUCUCGACCCACGAUGAAACAAGUUUCGGAAACUUUUCGAGCUCCAAAACUAGCGUUGCCCCAGCCCUUCCAUUCCAUCUCGCUUGCGCAGCUCCAAAAAAAUAAUCAAGGAGUAUGGUGGGAAGGUGGAUCGAGAGAAGCAUCGUCAAGGCUACAAGAAGAGCAAGGACCAUGA